Molecule: messenger RNA, 2254 nt
Organism: Osmia lignaria (orchard mason bee)
Lineage: Eukaryota; Metazoa; Arthropoda; Insecta; Hymenoptera; Megachilidae
Molecular function (GO): protein binding
Source: RefSeq, a predicted model, not a curated record
GACCACUGAAGGGUCGCAGUCGGCUCGAAAUUUCGGAGGUACCCGCGUCUCUAUUCCUCGUCCACCUCUUCGGCCAACACUUUCAAUCGUUCCAUUCGAUAACCAAUAGUUAUUGUUCCUGUUAUAACAGUGUUAUUAAUACGGACUAUAGUGAAGAAUUGAGAAAGUGAACGAGUGAGUGAAUACACGGUUGAGAUACGAAAUCGAACAUGGAAACAUUGUGGUUCUUGUUCUUCGUCUGGUGUACGACGAUGGUUACCAGCUUCGAUCUUGGACCAAUUAUCAGAAUUGCUCAGUGCAGAUCGCAGUGUUUAAGGAAGCAUACCACGGAUGGAGUUUGCGAUUGGUAUUCGGGUCAACAGCAAACUAGUUGCAGCAUGUGCUGGCAAUACUGCGAGGGCCUGGAGAAUCGAUGGGAGAAAACGAGAACCAUUUGCGAGGGCGACCAGUAUCUACAUUGUCCAGCAUGCCAAACGACCUGCAACUACCGGAAGACAAGGGUAGAAGAAAAGUACCUUCCGUCUAUGUUACCAGCACCCAAGAAGGCACCCAUAGAUCUGGACAGAUUCGACGUGGCAGUGGUGAUGCGUAAGGUGUACAAACAGUGGCGUGUGACCGGUUAUUAUUCGGGUGGGCACAAUCCAAACCUAAGACCGGACACUUGGAUCAUCGUCGCCAUGGAGGACGGUGUGAAGCACUACAGUUGGCAAGAGUGGGUGCCGAAGCUGGAAUCCCUGAAAGAAGGCCCAUUGUACGAGGCGACCAUCUCCUGGAAGGACGUCCAGACUCAGCUCCAGAAACAGAGAUCCCUGGAACAGGUCCGGUUCAACAACCGAGUCAGACAGUUCUUCCUGGAAAAAUACGGCGAGAAGGUGCUCGCCGAGUGGAGAAGCCAGGAGGAUUCUCAAAUAUCCGACGAGGUAUUCCGAAGGUUCUUCUUCAGAAGGAAGGACGAUCGCAAGGAGGAUUCUAUGGAAACUGACAACACACCGUCUACUAGCAAUGAUUACGAGAAAUUGGACAAGGAUCAAGGGAAUAGGGAGUCUUACGUGGUGUCCUGGGAGCCAGAGACUGGAGGUCUAAUGGGUAACCAAGUGGCCGACUCGAAUUCAGCCCAGAUUUCUUUGGUGCCCGGCACGAAAUACUUCGUCAGAAUCGCUUCAAACGACGGACCAGGUAGCUUCCCCAUCGAAGUGGACACCAGGCCUAAUUUCGUCCAGGCUAAGAGGAUAGAAAGGACCCUCGAGUACCUGUAUCCUUGGGACGUCUACGCUGCCUGCGGUUGUGCUGUACUUUCGCUGAUCAUCCUUGCACUGGCUAAAAUCUGCAUGAAGAAUAAAAAUGCUGAGGUUGAAGAAGUUUGAAGCUGAUUUUCACGAAUAAAAGGAUCACCUUAAAUAUCGAAACAAGGUCCCAUGGACUCUGUUAACAUAGUCUACUAUUAUGAAACAAUUGACAGUGGGAACAGAUGAUACAUAAACGUUUAGUUUUUAAUUGAAAAUGAUUUUAAAUUUAAAAGUGUUGUAUUAUAUGUGUAUGUAGAAGUAAGUACCGUGAGUCUCAGGAGAUUCACCCUUCUUUUAGGGUUAACACAUUGACUGCCUUUCGAACAUCUCAUAUUUUCUUUCCUUUUUUGGUUUCGAACAAAAUUGUUAAUAAAGUCGAUGUGUUAAUGAAUCGUCGAUGACAAUGACAAACUCAGGGACACGUUUGCCCUCAAGUGGCAAAUUUUAUCGUCGAAUGAAUAUUAAGAAGGAGACUGCUAGAUUAUUGCCAUUACUAGACUGCGAAUGUUUAUGCACUUAUAAAAUAAAUUCUUCCAAAAUCAUUGCAAAAAAAUAAUAUUUACAUGAACAUUCACGAUCUAGAUAUUACCAUUAUGUAUAACAGUUGAAUCAGUUACUUGGAUCAACAUAUUUGCAGAAUAAAAAUCGUUCAAGCGACCGAUUUAAUUUCACUUGACACUGUAAAUUUGAUGUUCGAUAGAUAAGAAAAUAGCCUGUAAAACGUGUAAAUGUGCUGGUGUAGUAUGUACAAAUCGUUGGAUGAUAUUUUUGUACGUAAUGGAUGGUUAACUGAAAAUCACUGCUUGCUCAACGCGCAACGAACAGACUGUUAAAAAGAGUUCCUAUAUCAUCAGAGAAAGUAGAACAGCGCUUUUCGAGGCGCUAACCUGUGUAUUUAUUUGUAAAUAGUAGUACGAAAGCUUGUACAUAGUUCUUAAAAUAUAAAUAAAUCACUUGUAAACAAGCAA